AUGAAAGACGCUUCAGAUAAUACUAUUCACAUUAAUCUGUUAAAAGCAAUUUUAAUAUGGAAUACAUUUCGAGCCAAUCAUCCCAAAACUCGAUAUUCAUUAAAUUAAGCAAAUGAUUUUCACGAAGAUUGCCUAGCUAUUGAAACCAAGCAAUAAGUCGAUAAUAAAUUGUUAAUAAUUAAUAAUGUUGCAGAAAGAUAAGCUACUCAAUGA
Paramecium tetraurelia is the source of this 213-nucleotide messenger RNA. RefSeq lists its product as uncharacterized. The record is from RefSeq and is a predicted model, not a curated record. Lineage: Eukaryota; Ciliophora; Oligohymenophorea; Peniculida; Parameciidae. The transcript has 2 exons.